This is a messenger RNA of Menidia menidia (Atlantic silverside), 2101 nucleotides long. The record is from the annotation of a GenBank genome assembly. Lineage: Eukaryota; Metazoa; Chordata; Actinopteri; Atheriniformes; Atherinopsidae.
AUGAAAUCAGUCAGAACACCAUCUAAUAGUUUGAUGUUUCCAAAACUUUUUCUCAAUGACUUCAUUCCAAAGGGGUUAAAAACAAAGGAAGCUAAAGGCUUAGUGUGAGCCACAGGAGGGAGUCAGGCAAAGGUAAGUCCUAAGGAAGGCAGCGAAGUGGUUUUUCAACACUCACACUCACACAAAACAAUUGUAUGUUAAUUCUGGUCGGUCACCACUUCUACCAAGAGAACUACAACACGAGACACCACUGGAUUUGUAUUUUGGUUUAUUUCGUUAUAUUUUUUUCUAUGCUUGUGUUGCCAAAAUGCACACUUGUAAGCACUCCACAACAGCUUUGCAGGUUACAAAAAAUAGAAACCUGACCACCUACAGAGACAGAAGCCAUCAAAAGCUGUUUCUAUUAAAAGAGAAAAAAAGACAGAUGCAUAAAAUAAUGAUCGACAAUGCUGCAGAGGUACAGCAGGGCAUGUGAGAUAAAAUAGAGACGGCGGUGUCGAUUUAUAGCUCACCUUUAACUAUUUUAUGUGUUAUUGUUAUACUUGCAGUGUAAAAUCAAUACUGGAGGUAAUUUAGAUGGCCCUUUUCAUGACCUCUUAACCAGAUUAGUUACCAUCUUUCAGCAUUAUUCGGAAAAACAUGAUCUACAAAGCCUCCAGCACAGCACCGUGGAUUCUGGUUUUUGAGCUUCACAACUACGUGCCGUGCAUUUUUUACCAUGUCCGUUUUUUUUUUUUUUUUAUGCUUCUAGGAUGCUAUGAGUUGCACAGAACAUGUUGGAUCUUUCCAAAUCUCACUCUGCCUGGUUUCUGCUGUUUCUUCUGAGCUCUGACAAGUCUGAAAUGAAAAAAAAAAUGCAGGCUGUUCCAACACAUUUCAAGCUUGUGAGUGACACUGGUCCAUGUAUGUCUGCUGUGUGGAUGUGAAAGGGGGCAUAGCUGUGGAGAUAGAGAGACAAGGGGUCAGGUGGAAGCACAAAGGAACGACAAAGGAAGGUGUGGGAACACGGGAUGGUGUUUCGGGGCAGAGCUGUCAGUGAUGGUGAUCCCUUCCCCUUCUUCUCCUUCCCCUCCUUGUCCUCUCCCUCUCAUUUCAUCACCACAGAGGGAAAAGAGAUGGAGCAUUUCGUCUGCCGGAGGUGAAAAGAACUCCUUGAGUGACAAGUCAACCCCCGAGGAUCAGACUUCAUGGGACAGCUUCAAGACAAUGACCCCUGAGCUGUCCAUUGUGCCUGGGGAGCAGAAGGACCGACUGGAACUGCACAAUAAGAACUGGGACUCGUCCUCAGCGGCGAACACGCCAGAAUCGUCCGAGGGAGACUUCCAGACUGAAGUGUAGAGACAUUCAAGCGUACAGUCACUCGCUUGAACACGCAGAGAUGCACACAGAGACACUGGACUCCUGAAAGGCUAUACGUUUUUCCUUCUUUCUGUUUUUUUUCUUCUUCUUUUUUUUUUCCUCACACCCCUCUGCUCCGCGUGUCCCUCGACGCUCUCCGUCGGAUCCUACACUGUAUUUGUUUACCGCUGCAGAGGACAGACAUGAAAGGAACACCGUUCCACUCUAUAUUUUUUGCAAAGACUAUUGAAAAGAAAGAACAGGGGCUGGACACGUCCGUGACUGAAGACAAUUUUAAGUGAACUAUAAAGAGAGAGAAAAAAACAGUACGAAAAAACCCAUUUUGGAAAGGAGAAAAAAAAAAUGUCUUGAUUUUAUUCUGGAGAGAGAAAAAAAAAGGGAAAAUGUCUUUCAAUUGUUUGAUGAUUGGGAUCGGGGUGGUGUGGGCGGGGAGAGAAAAUAUGAAUAUUUCUGCACCGUUCAGUUCUUUUUAUAGCAAGGUUAAAAGAUCUCACUGAGGUUUUCCCACACUGGUAGCCCCCAAACCCCCCAAGGCAAACUUCUUUCAUGAGUUAUUUUUUCUUCCCUUCUAAUGGAUGAUAAAAGCAUCCAGUCCCUCCGUCUUUCUCAUAUGCUUUUUUCCAUUACGUGGCGUGGAUGGACAGGGAAUGUCUAUGUUUGUGUGAGGGUGGGGGGGUUCAGCCUCUCAUCGAAAUGUGCCAACCUCUCACCUGUCUUCAGGUUCCAGCUCAACUACACCCAU